GUGGUAACGACCCUCUAAAGACCGCGAAUAUUGUAUGAUGAUAAUUAAAACUAGUUUUGUUGGCUUAAAUCUCAAAUUCAAUUAACACGUAGUCCAUAUGAUAUCAUAGUUAAUUAAUAAAAAAAAAUUUACAUUGCAAAUAUGACUAUCAACAUCGCAGCUAAUUUUCGUAUACACAAAAUUGGAUUAUGUUUAUUCAUAGUAAUCUUAAUUUUGUUAUAUAUUUAUGCGAUCCGUGAGUCACAUAAUUCAACAUCUAAUAAAAGUAAUGUUAACAGUAUUUCUUUAAAAUCGCUACUGGCAGAUUCAAUUCAUGCAGCCGAAAUCGGAGGAUUAGAAGUAGUUGAUGUUCAUUCACAAGCCAAAGUUUCAAUAGAGAUAAAAGGAAAAACAAAGGAAGGAAUUAAUGAUCUUGUGACAACAGCUGAUUAUAAAUCACAUUGUGCUAUGUAUAAAUACCUUUCAGUGUUAUAUCCAUCCCUUACUAUAAUUUCCGAAGAACAAUCUAAGGAAUGUGAUGAUACUAUAACAGUGGGAAUCACGGGUAAUACCCAUAGUUUAAGAAAUACUGAUGUCCAAAAUGAUUUGAUGGUUAAUGCCGAUGAUAUCACAGUAUGGAUUGAUCCGUUAGAUGCGACCAAAGAAUAUACUGAACAUUUGCUAGAAUAUGUAACCACAAUGGUCUGCAUUGCUGUGAGAGGAAUCCCAUUAAUAGGAGUAAUUCAUAAACCAUUUGAACCUAAACAAACUUAUUGGGCAUGGGCUUAUCAUGGAGUGUCGAGUAAUUUACGUAAAAAAGUAAAAUCAAAAUCAAAAAAAAACAUUGCUAUCAUUGUUUCACGAUCUCACGCCGGAAGAGUCCAUAAUAUUUCCAAGACAGUAUUAGGUGAUGAUGUAAACAUAAUUUCAGCUGCUGGUGCAGGAUAUAAGUCUCUUGAAGUAGCUGUAGGGAACGCUUCAGCUUAUGUUCAUGUAACGGCUUUAAAAAAGUGGGACAUUUGUGCAGGAGCAGCGAUUAUUAAUGCUCUAGGUGGAACGGUGACGUCAUUAUCUAAUGAAGCUAUGGUAGACUUUAGAUCUUCUGAUUCACUAGUCUUCGAUCGUGGCAUUUUAGCUACCAUGACAAAUCAUUAUUGCAAUAUUGCAUUUUCUUGUUUAAAGAAAAUAAAAUUUCUCGGAAAAAGUACUAUACUUUUCAUGCAAGCAUUUUUGUAUGCUCCGACCAAGUCACAAAAGUUGCUUAAGCUAAGAGAAAAAAAUUGUUGGCAGAAAAUAUAGAUAUGGAGAAGGGAGAAGUCACCCGUGCUAGACAGCAGCAGAGGGAGUAGUUUGGUGCUCGCCACGAGAUCGCGCCCAGCCACUUGUAUUUUUUCUGAUAAAAAAGAUAUUCUAAAAUUGUUAUAUUCCGAAUUUGAAUACGAUUUUCUUCGCCUACUCCUCUGUCAUCUGACAGAAUGACAAGUACAUUUUUGGAUUGUACUAUAAUAUAUCCUGUAGUACACCAUGGGUAAAAAAGGAUAACGACUAUUUUCGAUAGAGAACUUCAGAUAGUUGAUUUGACAAAACAUUAUAUAGGUAAUGUACCAAACUAACCUUUACAUAAACAAAGUAUAGAAAAUCUAAUCAGUAUUAGAUCAUAAUUGUAAUAGGUAUUACGAUGGCAAGACCAGUUAUAAUUAUAGGACGUAUAGAUACGAUUGAAACAUCAUAAGUAAUAAAAGAAAUGCUUUUGAAAUAUAAAAUAGCUGUGAAAUUUACUAGUUAUUUUGUGCAGAAUAAAAUACAACUGACGAAACUGGAUUAUAAUGGGACAUGCAUAAGUUACGUGGAAUGAAAACAAUAUUUUCAUCUUUUUUUGAUUCCAUUAAAAUUUUCAAGGCUAUCAAAUUAUUGGAAGUAAAGGUCAAAACAUAAAGUUUGAGGUCACAAAU
Microplitis demolitor is the source of this 1931-nucleotide messenger RNA. Its product is annotated as putative inositol monophosphatase 3. The transcript has 5 exons. Bases 142 to 1278 code for a protein of 378 amino acids. Lineage: Eukaryota; Metazoa; Arthropoda; Insecta; Hymenoptera; Braconidae. Gene Ontology annotation, biological process: phosphatidylinositol phosphate biosynthetic process. Gene Ontology annotation, cellular component: endomembrane system. Gene Ontology annotation, molecular function: 3'-nucleotidase activity. The record is from RefSeq and is a predicted model, not a curated record.